Akanthomyces muscarius is the source of this 1521-nucleotide messenger RNA. RefSeq lists its product as uncharacterized. NCBI's taxonomy places the organism in Eukaryota, Fungi, Ascomycota, Sordariomycetes, Hypocreales, Cordycipitaceae. Gene Ontology annotation, molecular function: transmembrane transporter activity. Gene Ontology annotation, cellular component: membrane. Gene Ontology annotation, biological process: transmembrane transport. The record is from RefSeq and is a predicted model, not a curated record. The transcript is spliced from 2 exons. The coding region runs from base 1 to 1521 and encodes 506 amino acids.
AUGAAGUCGGAAGUCACCGCUGGCAAGCCCUCUGCAGCGCCCGCGUCGGGCGCCGCAGAGGACCAGGACGAUGCCCUCGCCGUGGUCGGCCCCUCGUCGCACGUCCUCGACCCCGUCGUCACCUCCCGCGUCGUCCGCAAAAUCGACCUCUUCCUGAUCCCCUUCAUGGUCGUCGGCUACGGCCUCGUCUACUACGACAAGGCCAUCCUCGGCUCCGCCGCGCUCUUCGGCAUGACCUCUGACCUGCACCUCGCCGUGGCCCUGCCCUCCGGCAAGACGGACACGCGGCGCCUCAGCUGGGCCACCUCGCUCUUCUACUUUGGCAUGCUCGCCGGCCUGUACCCUCUGACCUUUUCCCUGCAGCGUUUCCGCACGGGCCGCGUGCUCGGCGCCGUCGUCGUGCUGUGGUCGCUCGUGUGCAUGCUCACCGCGGCCGUGACGUCCUGGCGCGCGCUCUUUGCGCAGCGCUUCUUCCUCGGCUUCGUCGAGAGCGUCAUCCCGACGUGCUUCAUGACCGUCGUCAGCAGCUACUACACCCAAAACGAGCAGAGCCUCCGCCAGGGCUGGUGGUUCUCGGCCACGGGCCUCUUCACCAUCAUCGGCGGCGCGCUCAACUACGGCUUCGCGCAAGUGCGCGGCGGAGGGCUGGCCCGCUGGCAGUACAUCUACCUGCUGGCCGGCGCGCUCACGUUCAUCUUCGGCCUGGUGUGCUUCGCAGUGCCCGGCUCGCCUGUGUCGGCGUGGUUCCUGACGCCGGAUGAACGCUUCGUCGCCGUGGAGCGCCUCCGGGCCGGCCAGACGGGCGUGCGGUGCACCAAGUUCAAAGCUGCGCAGCUGCGAGAAGCCGUCCUCGACGUCAAGGUCUGGCUGAUAUUCGUCAUGAUGGCUUCGUGCUACACCAUGAACGGCGCCGUCAGCGGCUUCGGCCCGCUCAUCGUCUCGACGUUUGGCUGGGACACCCUGCAGUCCAUCCUCCUGCAGUUCCCGCUCGCGGGCAUCUGCUUCUUCGUCAUCCUCGCCGUCGGCCACCUGGGCGGGCGCUUCGCCAACAUUCGCGUGUUCCUCCUCGUGGGGACCUGCCUGCCGGUGAUUGCCGGCUGCGCGCUCAUCUGGCAGUCGGAGUGGACGCACCACGCGGCCGCGCCGGUGGUGGGCUACUCGCUUACGGGCUUCUUUGGCGGCACGGCGAGCCUGAUCAUCACGCUCGGCAUGGCAAACGUGGCGGGCCAUACGAAGAAGAGCUUCAUGGCGGCCACCAUUUUCGUGGCGUACUGCGUGGGCAACAUCGUCGGCCCGCAGCUGGUGUGGUCCGAGACCAAGAGCCGGCACUAUCCUGCGUUGUGGCUUGGACUGAUCAUCUGCUAUGUGAUUUGCAUCGUGGCAUCGCUGGUUUUGUAUGUAGCGCUGCGCCGCGAGAACAAGUUGCGGAGCACACUUCCCAUUGACGAGACGGAGCGUGCCAAGCUCGCAUUUCAAGACCUCACAGACAAGGAGAAUCCAUACUUUCGAUACGUAUAUUAG